Molecule: messenger RNA, 234 nt
Organism: Bipolaris oryzae ATCC 44560
Lineage: Eukaryota; Fungi; Ascomycota; Dothideomycetes; Pleosporales; Pleosporaceae
Exons: 1
Source: RefSeq, a predicted model, not a curated record
AGUGUACCCGAGAGAAGACGAAGGGAUAUCCUAUUUCUCACAGGGUCGAUGAAUGUCCGUGUUGAAUCUGGGUUCUGUACGAAGGAUCGCUGUGUAACUCUAAGAGACGCGAUCGCAAAAGUGAUGCAUGGGAAUGUGGGGUUUGCACGCAUUGCAGGCUACGUGCUCUCGUUUCGACGCGCUCGGCGUGAUAGUGAUAAGAAUCGAGCUGCUGUCAAGCAGCACAGCACAUGA